CCAACGCAAUGAAUUUGAACCUUUAAGAAAAGUGAAGUGAAAAUGUUUCGUAAAAGUGUAUUUGCUCUCGCUCUUGUGUUAUUUGCAUCAGCUGAAGUGGCUAUAGAUGAACCCAAACUACAUCAUGAUGAAGUUAUUGAAGUGAAAAACUUUUCCAGUACGGUAAGAACAGGACGUGCUCUACACAAAGAAUGCAACGGGAGUCUGAACGCUAAGUGCCUCAAAAUACACGUUUUAUCCUUUCUAGAGGAUUUGGGCUCUCGCGAUGAGCUAAAUCUUCUCCCUGGAUUAAGCAUUGUCAAAGAAGAUAAAGCCAACAGCAGCUCUGCGGAAGAAAUGGCAGCUGAAAUAUCACGACAAUUUCCUGGAAAACCUGAGGAAAAGUUGAACAGAUUCAUUUUAUACAGAUUACAAAGUUAUUUAGAUAACCAUUCGUUAAGGUACAGGUUAUUGGAUCCAAAGACUACAAAGGAUGCAUUAAAUAUGGUUAAUACAGAGGGUACCGGGAGGGGUAAGGGCGGUGGAGGAUUGGGGGGAGGAAAGGGAGGGGGUGGAGCACUCUUAGCGGCAGCUUUGAUGAUGAAAGGUACCCUUGCCGCGGCUGCUCUCGGCGCCCUGGCUUUACUUGCCGGCAAAGCCUUAAUGACAGCUCUUAUGUCUCUCCUCCUAUCAGCUCUUGUAGGUCUUAAGGGUGGAGGCGGUGGUAAAUCUACUACAUAUGAGAUCAUCACUAAACCGGAAGUAUCCCAUCAUCAUUCCCACAGCCAUGAAGAACACCACGAAAAUGAACAUGGCCAUCAUGGUGGCUACAAACGAGCUUAUGACAUGAAUUAUAAUAGCUAUAUGCCAUAUGAUGGUGCAACGAGCUAAAGGUAUCAGACCUUUUAUCAAAUUAUUGUAAGUUGUAUGCCUUAAUACGCGCCUGCUUCUUUAUAUACAUUCAAUAGUAAGAACAAAUUGCGUAUACUUUUUGCUAUGAAUAACUGAUUCACACAUACCCACAAAUCUUUUAUAUUUGUUCUACGGUUUAACCUAAUAAAAUCAAACAUGUUAUCUCACAGAGUAAUAAACUUUAGUACAAAAAAUGUUGCGUAAAAUUAAAUAAAUG
Molecule: messenger RNA, 1108 nt
Organism: Pieris napi
Lineage: Eukaryota; Metazoa; Arthropoda; Insecta; Lepidoptera; Pieridae
Exons: 2
Coding region: 43-870 (275 amino acids)
Source: RefSeq, a predicted model, not a curated record